This is a messenger RNA of Terrapene triunguis (Three-toed box turtle), 267 nucleotides long. Its product is annotated as DNA polymerase delta catalytic subunit-like. The transcript has 2 exons. Lineage: Eukaryota; Metazoa; Chordata; Testudines; Emydidae. The annotation marks the transcript as partial. Gene Ontology annotation, biological process: DNA replication proofreading; DNA-templated DNA replication; base-excision repair, gap-filling. Gene Ontology annotation, cellular component: delta DNA polymerase complex. The record is from RefSeq and is a predicted model, not a curated record. Gene Ontology annotation, molecular function: 3'-5'-DNA exonuclease activity; DNA-directed DNA polymerase activity.
GCGUCCCCGUGCCAGGCAUGCCCGGCGCUACCCAGGGCCCGGUGCCCGUUCUCCGGAUGUUUGGCGUCACCGCAGCCGGGAACAGCGUCUGUUGCCAUAUCCACGGCUUCGCCCCCUACUUCUACGUGCCCGCCCCGGCUGGCUUCCAGCCCCAGCACCUGAGCGACUUCCAGCGGGAGCUGAACGGGGCCGUGCUGCGGGACCUGCGCUCCAACCGGGAGGGGCUGAGCCGGGCCGUGCUGGCCGUGGAGAUGUGCAGCAAGGAGA